Molecule: messenger RNA, 937 nt
Organism: Oncorhynchus nerka (sockeye salmon)
Lineage: Eukaryota; Metazoa; Chordata; Actinopteri; Salmoniformes; Salmonidae
Gene: nkx2-9
Product: NK2 transcription factor related, locus 9 (Drosophila)
Exons: 2
Coding region: 100-807 (235 amino acids)
Biological process (GO): regulation of transcription by RNA polymerase II; cell differentiation
Cellular component (GO): nucleus
Molecular function (GO): RNA polymerase II cis-regulatory region sequence-specific DNA binding; DNA-binding transcription factor activity, RNA polymerase II-specific
Source: RefSeq, a predicted model, not a curated record
CCUUGAGUGGAUACGUAUUUUUACUCCUAUAUCAACUGUAUCCUCUCAUUUGGAUAGUUAUUACGCACAAGGAUUCUGUUAGUUUUUUUCCUGGACAGAAUGGCUGUUGCUGCAAAGUUCAGUUUUUCCGUGAGGAGCAUCCUGGAUUUGCCUGAGCAUGACGCCAAGACAGCGCAGCCUUCCCCCGGUAACUCCUGCUACAGCUCCCCUUACUCCUCCUGGAUGGACAGCGACCGGAGCCCUUGUCUCUCUUCAGAUGAGGGUAGCCUGGAGAUCUCCCCAAACAAGUCAGACGAGUCUUCUCUGGACUCUGAGGCCGAGAAGAAGAAGAAGCGCCGCGUGCUCUUCUCAAAGGCCCAGACCUUCGAGCUUGAGAGGCGCUUCCGUCAGCAGCGCUAUCUGUCAGCACCAGAGCGGGAGCAGCUCGCCCAUCUCCUCAGCCUGACGCCGACGCAGAUCAAGAUCUGGUUCCAGAACCACAGGUACAAAAUGAAGAGGUCGCGAGUAGAGGGGGCGCCACAAGACAUAAACCAAUCGCCAAUGUUGCGAAGAGUAGUGGUACCCAUCCUAGUUCGGGAUGGCAAGCCUUAUCAGACCUGUUUCAUUAACACGGAGAAAGGAGGCUGUCUUAGACCGACCACGUCCCCGGGUACACCCUUCAGUUUGGGAUACCAGUCUUUCCAGCUUCCGUCGCCGUUCGGUCUACCUUCCCCAUACCAGCAUUUUGCCAGCCCGGCAGCAUCUAGACACACCUUUGCUUGGAGAGACUUUCUGAACGACUCAGUUCAAUUCAGUUAUUUUAAGUGACUGAAAACAUCAACAAGAGGACAUUGUAUAGAGGAACACUUAAAACCAAAUAUGUUUUCUGAAUUCCCUUAUUUUUCGAGGUACUUAAGUGUUAAACUCUCACUAAUAAUGUUGUAUGAGAAGUAGGCUA